AGAUCUAUUGAUUUGGUGAGCAAUGUUGACAGUACGUGACAUUUAUAAUCAGCCCUGAAUAUAUAUAGGUGUCUACAUAGUCAUAAAGGCUUCAUUUGUAUGUGUGUUAGGGCUGAAUCUUGACUAUUCCAUGUAGACAAAUUGGUGAACAUUUCAUAUCCAAUCAUUCUGUAUGAAAGAUCUGGCGUCUUAGAUCUAGAGCAGCUCUGACACUUAGUUUUUUAUGUUCAUCACACAUAACUUCCCUAGUUAUCUACUUUCACUUGACUAUCCUAAGUUACACUUGUGGAGGGCCUAUAAGCUUGAAGCAUAGGCCUAUCUGAAGAUAGGCCUAAUUGGUGUUCAAAAAAAAACAUGAUGUAUGCCAAGAAUAACUUUUGGAAAACCAAAAGCAAAAGUUCAAACAGAUCUGGAGUAAAAAUGAACUGCAAGGAAGCAACUUGCCACUGCCCUAGACAUACAUUUGGUUGUAGACAGAACAUUAGCAGGCCAUUGAUUACAUUCAGAGGAUUAGAUGGGCAUAAACAAAAUAUUAUUUUAGGAAAGAAGGUUGGGAAGUUUGGCCAUAGUGAUGUCUUCUUAGGAAAAGAUGCAAGCUCAGGGGAACUAAUUGCAAUACUUAACAUGGUGGCAAACUGGAGAACAUUAGAUAUUACAAAAGCAAACAAAAUUGAUAUGAUUGUGAAGCUAAAAAGGUACUUAAAGCUAUUGCUAAGUCUCAAGCACCCUUUGCUAUGCCAGUAUAAAGGAUGGCAUUACACCUCUACUUCCAAAAAAGUGAGAGUUUAUAUCCUAGUCGAAUAUUGUGGUGGCUCUAGUCUGUCUGCAGUCUUCAAGAAAAACUGUGAUCACAAGUUACCCUUGGAACUAGUGAGAAUGUACACACAUGAGUUGCUCAUAGCAUUAGAAUAUCUUCACCAUCAUUCACUGGCUCACAGAAAUUUGACUGUAUCCAAUGUUUUUCUAAAUCAAAAUGGGAAACUAAAAUUAGCAGGCUAUGGACUAACUAAAAGAAUCAGGGACAUGUGUAAACAUUUUUCAUUUAACAUGACUGACAAACGAGAAGAUGUUUAUUCUCUAGGAUUGAUGAUUUCAUCUCUACUCAUUGAAGAGGCUCAGGUAAAAAAUAAAACUGUGGUUCCAGAACAUUUUCCUGAUGUUUUGAAGGAUUUCUUGUCCAGGUGCUUAGACAUACACAAGUUCCCACAUCUAACAAUUCAAGAACUAUUGCAUCAUGAGUUUAUUUCUAAGCAUUUUCCACAAACAUUAGCAUUGAAAAUCAAAUCUGAGAGAAGAAAAAAUAGUUUAGAGCAGAGUUGCAGUUUAUAUGCAGAUCAGAAAGAAAGAAAUGUUACAUUGGUGCCAUGCUCAACAAAUAGGUCAUCAAGAUUACAUUCUGAAUUUGAAAUAAUCAAAGUCCUUGGGAAAGGAGGUUUCGGAGAUGUCUUAAAGGUAAGAAACAAGAUUGAUGGUGGACUCUAUGCAAUCAAGAAAAUUGUUCUCAAUCCUAAAAGUAAAAAAUUCAAUGAUAAAAUGUUGAGGGAAGUCAAGCUGUUGUCACAGAUGAAACAUGAGCAUGUUGUCAGGUAUUACUGUUCAUGGAUAGAGGUUAGCAGCAACCCUGCAUGGUCUGGUUCUUCAUCUAAUCAAUCGUUCAGCAUUGACCCAACAACUUCACUGAAAGAGGAGCUUACAAUGCCCCAUAACUCUGUCAAGACAAAAGCAUCCCUAUUGUCUAAUUUUGAUUUUUUCAGAGAUGUAAACAAUUUAUUGCCAAACAGUCAAGAUGAACCAGUGGAGUGGCUGAUUUCUUUUGACAUCUUAGAAGUGGAGACUAUUGGCAAAGAUUAUUUGGAAGAUGAAGUGAAUGAAGAGUUUAAACACAGAAAAGAAAUAUCUAUUGAAAACAAUCCCUUGAAAAACAGUGCACCUAAAAUUGUUUGUGAUGCUGAUCUUACAAUAAAGGAACAGACAGAACAAAUUUUAUUUAUUCAAAUGGAGUGUUGCGAUGAAAGAACCUUAAGAGAUACCAUAGAUGAUGGACUUUGUAAGAACAAAGAAAGAAUCUGGAGAUUGUUUCGAGAAAUAAUAGAAGGACUAGUACACAUACAUGAAAAGGAAAUAAUUCAUAGAGAUUUGAAGCCAGUAAACAUUUUUUUGGAUUCUUGUGAUCAUGUCAAGAUUGGAGAUUUUGGGUUAGCCAGAACAGAUAUUGCAUUCAAGAACUAUGAAGUGUAUGACAGAGUAACAAGACAAGAUCUUGAUAACAGUUUAUCUGAAGACAGUGCCAGUGACAAAAGUUUAACUGGUGCGGUUGGUACUGUGUAUUAUGUUAGUCCAGAAGUCAUGUCCCACCCAAGUAAAUCUUACUAUGGUCAGAAAGUAGAUAUGUAUAGUCUAGGGGUCAUCUUCUUUGAAAUGUGCUACAGAAGUCUGCCAACUGAACAUGAGAGAGCAAUCAUUCUCAACAAUCUGAGACAUCCUACAAUCAUAUUUCCUCAAGAUUUCAAUGCCACUGAAAAUGCAUUGCAAAUUAAAAUUAUUCGUUGGCUUUUGGCUCAUAAUCCUAAGAUGAGACCAACAUCUAAAGAGCUACUGAGUUCUUCAUUGAUUCCAGUCUCUGCUAAACAUGAAACAGAGCUAAGUCAAAUUUUACAUUCAGCUAUAUAUUACCCGAAAUCCAUUUGCCAUAAUCAAAUGUUGACAGCUAUUUUUAAUCAAAAGAUAUCAGAAGAACAGGAAAGAGACUAUGACUUUGCUGCUUAUGAGAAUAUGAUUACAUGGCGCACAUCACUGUUGUAUCAGCAGAUGAAGUCAGCAAUUACGACUGUGUUUACUAAUCAUGGAGCUAUUCAUAUACCUCUGCCUUUGUUCAUGCCCAAAUGUAAUGUCUAUGAUGAGGAUGUUCCAUUAGUCAAAGUAAUGAACAGCAAAGGAGGAAUAGUGUCUAUACCAAUGGACCAGAGGGUUUCUUUUGCUCGCUUUGUUGGAAGAAAAAACAUCUGUUCUUUGAAAAGAUUCUCCAUUGAAAAAGUGUUCAGAGAAAAGAAAUGCCAUGAUGUUCAUCCAGCAGAAUUGACAGAAUGUGCUUUUGAUGUUGUCUAUACGUCUGAUAGUUUAAUAGCAGACUCUGAAGUUCUCAUUAUAGUCCAAGAAAUUUUGAACCAAUACCCCAGUCUGCAGGCAAGGAGAAUAUGUGUUAAAAUAAACCACAUGUUCUUAUUGAAAGCUCUACUUCUUUUUUGUGGGAUAUCAGAGAACAUGCAUCAUCAAAUACUCAAUAUAUUAGCUGAAACUAAAGUUGGAGCACUAAGAUUUGUGUCACUAGAGAAACUAGCUGGCAUAAAACUGUCAGAAACUGUAUUCUCCAAACUGAAUAGUUAUCUAGAUAUUGAAGGAAGUCUCCACAGUGUGGCUUGCAGUCUGACACCUGUCACUUCAUUGCAGUCUAAAGUUGGUUUGAUGGCUAAAGCUGCAUUAGAAAGCAUCAAAACUAUUAUUUCCUUUGCCACCUACAUGGGUUUUGAUUUACAGAUCAAAGUUUCCUUGAAUCUAAUUUUCAAACCUAGCUUGUAUUCUGGAGUAAUGUAUCAAGUUGUGUGUGAUCAAAGCAAGAAUGGAAAAUCAGAAGCACUUGCAGUUGGAGGUCGCUAUGACAAAUUGAUUGAGAAUUUUAUGUUACCAGCUCAGAAAGAGAUUUCCGGUGGCCAAGUGCAUGGCGUUGGAAUCAGUCUUAUGUUGGAGCAUCUGGCUGUUGUGAUUGCCGAAGAUAAGCAGUUUCUGAAGUUGUCACCAUAUGAUUUCCUAGUGUGUUCGUUGGGCAAUAGUGAUAUGACAAAUGAAAAGCUAAUUGUAGUCAAGAAACUGUGGGAUGCAGGAUUGAAGUCAGAUGUGUUAGUAGAGAAAUCUGAAGAGAUGGCGGAUGUGAUCAACAAAUGUCUUUAUAAAGAAGUUUCUUACAUUGUGUCUGUCAUCAAGACAAAACCUCUAACAGUUCAGGUAUACUCUCUAGACCAGGAGCCAGUAGUGACAAGGACCAUGGUCAUUGAUGAAUUAAUUGGAUAUAUUCAAAAGAAACAAAUGGAAACCCUGACAGGGCCUCAAGCUGAAACCCCUUGGCAUGAAAUUUGUUCUUUAGACACUUCAUGGACAGAUAUUUAAAUGUUUGUAUAAUUUUUGAAUAAUUUGAAUUAUUCAAUUUAGAAUCUUGAUAAUUAAGUAUUAUAUCAGACAAAAAAAAGUUUACACACUACCCUCAGAAACUCCUAAUGGGGCUAAAUGAUUUUAGUAAAUCUUAAGUGUUCUUACAAGCCAUCAGCAGUUAAUUAGCACUCUGCGAAUUCUACAUUCUGGGAAUGUCACAAUAAGUGUUUAGACAGCUACUACAAAUCUGUUUUAAAACUUGUCUAUGAUGGUCUGCAUAAUUCUGUGCAUUUCUGGUUGUAACUUUUGUUUCAGCUUAGUAUAUCUUGAGCAGUAUUAUUCUGAAAAUGUCAUAUAUUUGCAUAAUAUACAUUUUUUAAAAAAAUUAAUAAUGAUUAUUUUGUAGUGUUAAUUAUAUUUUUAAUUGAAAUUGUAUCAGCCAUCUAAUCUAGCUCAUUAUUUUUUCUGUUUGUAAUAAAAAAAAAAUAAAAAAUUUGUUAUUAAUUGACUUGGGAUCCAUA
Messenger RNA from Biomphalaria glabrata, 4664 nucleotides. Its product is annotated as eIF-2-alpha kinase GCN2-like. The coding region runs from base 355 to 4161 and encodes 1268 amino acids. Gene Ontology annotation, molecular function: eukaryotic translation initiation factor 2alpha kinase activity; ATP binding. Gene Ontology annotation, biological process: protein phosphorylation. The transcript is spliced from 33 exons. Gene Ontology annotation, cellular component: cytosol. Lineage: Eukaryota; Metazoa; Mollusca; Gastropoda; Planorbidae. The record is from RefSeq and is a predicted model, not a curated record.